GACAAAUAAACCCCUAAUGUAGUUUUAUGCAUAAACCCUAAUUCCAAUUUCUAUAACUUCUCCAUCGUUGAACCCCUCGCGCGCCCUUCUAACGAUAGAGCAUCCAACCAACUUCCACUUCUCGGGUAAUGAUGGAGGAUUUCUUCACCACAGCGACAAAAGAGGUGUUAGUUGAAAUGGUGAAGCUGGCGCAGAAGAGAGAGAUGGCAGGGAGCAAAGGUCACUGGAAAGAUUUUUUGAAGUUUUAUGAUAAGAAGUUUGGAUCAAGCUUGAGUGACCCGUCCCGCAGGUCCAUUGAUUCGUUGGUGGCAUUUUUGAAAACCUUUGAGCAAGAUGAGGAUUUGAAGUUGUUCAAGAAAGUAUCUCAAUGUCACUCCAACCGUGUCGAGGUGGAGGAGUUUAAGAAAGAAAACCCUGAUUUAGAAACAGCUGAACAGGAGUUAGUCCGUUUGACUCUCGAGCAUCCUCUGUACCCAGUUGAAUAUUCCUUCCCCUCAUACGAGGAGGAAUGGGUGGUCGUAAAAUGCAGUAAAAAGUCGAAGGCCAAGAAGUUUCCGGAGUUAAUUUCCAUUGACUGUGAGAUGGUCCUUUGUGAAGAUGGCACUGAAGCAUUGGUGAAGGUGUGUGCUGUCGACCGCAAUUUACAGGUUAAGCUUGAUAAAGUUGUGAACCCAAAUAAAGCAAUUGCUGAUUAUCGGACAGAUAUAACUGGAAUCUCUGCCAAGGAUUUAGAUGAAGUUACUGUUUCGUUGAAAGAUGUGCAGAAAUCUGUGAAGAAAUUGUUGUCGCAUGGCACAAUUUUGGUUGGCCACAGUGCGAACAAUGAUCUUCAAGCAUUGAAGGUAGACCACACAAGAGUGAUAGACACGUCAUAUAUCUUCAAGCAUGCCAAGUCCAACAGAAAACCUUCUCUGAGUUUGUUGUGUAAGACUAAAUUAGGUUAUGAGCUCCGGGAAAAGGGAAAGCCACACAAUUGUCUAGAUGAUGCUUGUGCCGCCAUGAAGCUCGUCUUGGCCAGAUUGGAGGGAAAAAUAGAUAGUGUAUUAAUAACUGAUGAGGUGAAAGAGUUGGACGUGACCAAGUUGCUUGUGCAUAGAAUCCCUUUUACCAUUCUUAGCACAGAUUUGAAGAGCAUGCUACCUGGGGAUUGUACUGUUGAAGUGAAGGUGGGUAUCAAAGUCAAGAACACAUAUACGGCCUUUGCAAUUUAUAAAAGUCGGCAAGAAGCAAUUGAAGCUUUUGAGAAUCUUGAAGGUGAUUUUGGAAAGGACUCAUAUGGGCGACCUCAGAAGCUUGUGAAUUUCGAGCUCGAUUCAGGAGAAAAUGUUACUUUGUGUGUGUGUAAAACUUUUGGGGAGGAUGACGUUGGCCAGCUAUCGAAGAAGAGGUUGAUCGAAGAUGAGAGUGUUGGCAAAUCAAAGAAGUUGAAAAACGAGGAUUCCACCAAUCAGUGUGACACACAUCUGGAAGAAAUUAAAAGAUUAAAGAAAGAACUAAAGCAGAGAGACCAGGAAAUUUCGAGCUUGAAUAAAAUAGUUGCUGCACUUACUAGAAAACAAGGGCUUUGAAAGCAUUCUUGUAGAAAUGCCUGAUGUUUUCCUUGAAACAAGAUCGAAACGAUUAGAUUGAGGCCUUUCUCUUGGAGAAGCCUGAAACGAGAUUUUUUUUUUAACAUUUUUUUUUGCCAUAGGAAAGGGAUUUUGAUUCUUUUUAUGUACUGGGGAAUUGCUUGAGAUGAUACAUCUCAGAAUCUGUUAUCUCUAUCAAUGCAAUAUACAUAUUUGUGAUUUUUCUUUUUCUAUUUGUUCUUUUCAGAAAUUUUAACGGCAAUGUUGCAC
Striga asiatica is the source of this 1838-nucleotide messenger RNA. Lineage: Eukaryota; Viridiplantae; Streptophyta; Magnoliopsida; Lamiales; Orobanchaceae. The record is from the annotation of a GenBank genome assembly.